Molecule: messenger RNA, 2025 nt
Organism: Passer montanus (Eurasian tree sparrow)
Lineage: Eukaryota; Metazoa; Chordata; Aves; Passeriformes; Passeridae
Gene: OSBPL10
Product: oxysterol binding protein like 10
Cellular component (GO): cytosol; intracellular membrane-bounded organelle; membrane
Molecular function (GO): cholesterol binding
Source: RefSeq, a predicted model, not a curated record
UCCGCGCCGCCUGUGAGUCAGGGCUUUGCCGGGCACGGGCGGCAGCCGGGGCCGGAGCGGACGGGCAGCCUCCGCCGCGGGGCUCCAUGGAGAAAGCGGCGGGCGAAGGCGGCGGCAGCAACAGCAGCAGCCGCAGCAGCAGCCGCCCCACGUCGGCGGGCUCGUCCCCCUCGUCCUCCUCCGCCAGCCGCGGGACCGGGGGGCGCGCAGGCGCCGGCGGCGGCAGGCGGCGGGAGUCGGUGCUGGAAGGGACGCUCAGCAAAUACACCAACCUCCUGCAGGGCUGGCAGAGCAGGUACUUUGUGCUGGACUUUGAGACGGGGAUUCUGCAGUAUUUUAUGAAUGAACAAACUAAAAACCAGAGCCCAAAGCCACGAGGAGCCUUGUCUUUAGCUGGAGCUAUAAUAUCGCCCAGUGAUGAAGUGCCACACAUGUUGGUGGUCUACUCUGCAAAUGGAGAGAUGUACAAGUUAAGAGCUGCUGAUGCAAAGGAGAAGCAGUACUGGAUAACUCAGCUUCGAUCCUGUGCCAAAUAUCACAAGGAAAAUGAUUCUAAGAGCAUCUCAUCCUCACGAAGUAGAAGCUCAUCUUUGCUGCCGCCUGGCACAGCUAAUUCUGCAUCUCCCAGUGGCCAGAAAUACACGAAUCCAAGUGGGCCAACUGUUGUCACCAUCACACAUCACAAAUCACCUGCAGCUGCUCGAAGAGCGAAGAGCCAGAGAUCUGGUCAGCUCCAUGAAGUCCGAGAGAUCAUGAGUCAAGCUGAAGGACAGCAGAAGAAUCUUGUACAAGCCAUUGAAUCUCUCCCAAAUUCUGGGCCUCUUACUGCCUUGGAUCAGGACUUGCUACUUUUAAAAGCUACCUCUGCUGCCACCCUGAGCUGCCUUGGAGAAUGCCUGAGUCUACUACAGCAAAGCAUGCAUCAAGUGGGCCAACAGCAUAACAGGACACUGUCAUCAGAUGGUAUCCUGGGAUGGCCUGGGCCCAAGUCACACUCCACAGAGGAGCUGAAAAACGGUGCCCUCAGCUCCUUAUCAUCUGCUAGUGCCAACAUUACGUGGGCAAGUACCAUAGUACCAUCUGCAGCCCAGGAUGCACAGGCACUACAGCCAAACACUGAGCAUUCAGCUUCUGAGUUGAUCCUAGUUGAAGAUGAAAUGACAGAUACUGAAGAUAAUGAAGAGGAGGAUUUAGGAGUCAUGGAUGAUCAACGCAGUGUAAUUCUCCAUCUCAUCUCUCAGCUCAAACUUGGCAUGGACCUUACCAGGCCAGUUCUUGUGUGUUUUGCCCCUGUGGACAGCCAAGCUUUCCUGUUUAUAAAAGUGUGGUUCCGGAGAGCUAUGGAGUGCUGUCUCUUGCUAGGCAGGCUUUCCCAUGAAGUGACCACAUCAGGUGUUCUUCACUUGCUGGAACAUGAAGAGGAGUAUGUCUUCACCCUGCCCAGUGCCUACGCUCGCUCAAUCCUUACCAUCCCGUGGGUGGAGCUUGGAGGGAAAGUCAACAUCAACUGUGCCAGAACGGGCUAUUCUGCCACGGUCACCUUCCACACCAAGCCCUUCUAUGGAGGGAAGGUCCACAGGGUUACAGCUGAAGUGAAGCACAAUCCAACGAACACCAUUGUGUGCAAGGCACAGGGAGAAUGGAAUGGCACCCUGGAGUUCACUUACAGCAACGGAGACACCAAAGUGAUUGACACCACCAAACUGCCUGUUAUCAGGAAAAAGAUCAGGCCCACAGCAAACCAAGGGCCACUGGAAUCAAGGCGCCUGUGGCAGCACGUCACCAGCUCCCUGAAGGAGGGGAACAUCGAUGCCGCCACGGAGCACAAGCACCGCCUGGAAGAGAGACAGCGAGCAGAGGAGCGGCAGCGAGCGGCGCUCACAACUCCCUGGAAACCCAAAUACUUUGCCAAAGAGGGUGACGGCUGGCUGUACGUGAAUCCUCUCUGGAAGACCCAUUGACAGGAGAGAGCAGUUGCCUCAUAACUGUACCUGAAAGGCAUUAAAAUGAUACAGUAUGUAACUU